GUGCAUAAGACACCUCCAUUAAUAGUCGAAAAGCCUGUGAAUAUCAAAAAUGUACACACAAUAAAAUACUUUGAAGUUAAUUGUAAACCCCAUGAUUGCGGAAUAAAGUUUUGAUGACCUUUCAAAGUGUGGUUUUCCCGAGGGGCCAGGCCAAGCCCGGCGACCGUCUCAGAAAUAAGUCACGUGGCGCCGUGACGUAAACAGUAGAACGCAUGCGUACCGCCCGCUCGUCUGCACAACCAGCAAACCAGUAAACAACCGGACUGAUGGAUCACGAAGAGAAAUUUCAGCACUCUGACUCCAGUGACUCCAGUGAUGAGUUUCAGGAACCCUUCGGUCCAGAUCAUGAUCAGUUUCUAGCGGACAUUGUCACUGUUGAGCCGUAUAGGUACGAACCCUACCUGGACGAUCCGCCAGCGGAGGAGCCGAGCUCCGGCAGUGACGAAGACCUUGGCGCUGGCGCUGCCGGUUUUCAACAUGGGGGCGCUGAAGCAGGGAUCCCGCGAGACAUACAAAAUGUCGAAUCAUGGUGUACUUGCGGACUCUGUGAAGUGAUGCCUACACUCACUGAGAGCAUUUGCUGUCAUGAGCAAGACAGAGUGUCUGAAAAAAGAGACGGCCUGCAGUGUAUCGUUCAGCACCCCGGCUUUGAGCCCGUGUGCUUGAAUGAAUAUGGUCUGGAGGUGGCACACAUCAACUACCAGGACCAAUAUGGAGAGAAUCUUGGAAAUGAGUGGAAGAGAUACACAGCAUACAGGCAGUUUGUCCGGUGGUGCUACGGGCACUUGGGCAAGGAGAUCAGAGUCCCUCUGCCAGCGUGUGUUGUGUCUACCAUUAGGAGGGCAUUUUCCUCUCCUAACUACACCGGGUUCAUGGAAAACCGUGAAUGAGCAAUUAAACAAACUGUUGAACUGA
Molecule: messenger RNA, 915 nt
Organism: Branchiostoma floridae (Florida lancelet)
Lineage: Eukaryota; Metazoa; Chordata; Leptocardii; Amphioxiformes; Branchiostomatidae
Exons: 3
Coding region: 267-890 (207 amino acids)
Source: RefSeq, a predicted model, not a curated record